CACUGACAGUUUUUAACAAAACAAAAAAAAUGAAAAGAAACAAAAAUCAUGAAUCGGAAAAGAUCAGGGGAAAUAAACAAUAAUUCUGGUGAAAAAGGGGCCAAAAGGUUGUUCCAACCAUUGUCGGUGAAUGUGCAAAGAGGAUCGUCGCAAUGCCCGAGUCCAUUACAGGAGCACGAACUCCAAAAUAAAUCAAAACUUUUGGAGAACUCAGAAAUUGGUUCACCGAAGAAUUUAAAUGUCUUCCAAAAUAAAUCACAAGUAAUGGAGAACUCACAUUCUUCUACACCCAAGACUGUAAAUGGGUUCCAAGAUGAAUCACAAAUGCGUAAGAGCUCUCAAACUUGUACACCCAAGACAUUGCAGGCAUCUAUGCGAAGUCUUCAAAAGACAAUAGAAAUAUUCAACAGCCAAAAGGCCAAGAAGAAUUCGCUACUGAACACCAGUUGGCCUGGUUCUAAGUCCAAAAGUAGAAUGAAACCUUUGCCAAUUUGUGUCUCAGCUAAAAAACUUGGCAUAUCCCAAAUGGAAUCGGAGAUCAAUACUACACAAUGCGUGUUAGAGAACCAGAACCAAAGGCCGCAAGUCCUGACACCUAAAUCAUGCCAAAGAUCGUGGCAACGAUUUAUGUCAGGAGUCCUAAACAGUAACUCCAGUUGUGGCGAGUAUUUGAAUGACAUAUCAAUUGAAACUACACCCAACACCCAGGUUGCCUUAACUAGUACUUCCAAUAAUCAGUCGACUCCAAACCCUAUAAGAAAAUCCACCCCGAAAUCUAAACUAAAGUGUGUCAAAGGUGGCUUCGUGGAAGAAUAUAAAAAGAUGCUGCAGGAGAUGGAUAUAGAGCAACGGCAACUAAACCUUAGUCUUAAAAAACCCAGCCACAUCGUAAUCGUUCUACGCACAUGGGAAACAGUUGGCAUUAAAAUGGCUCUUGUUAAAUCGGAGACAGAGCCUGACGCGGGUCCAAUAAUAUUUAGUAUAAUAAUUAAUCCGGAUUUGGCCGAUAGAGUUGCCGCUGGAUCACGAUUACAAUUAUAUUUCAACGAAGAGCCACUCGAAAUGCCAAAUAAACAAUAUUUACACCUGGAGUCAAAUAAAGUAAUUCUUUUGUAAUUAGGUUUAGACCUAUAUAAGUAUUAAAAAAUGUGUAGAUAUACCAAUAUAACUUGUAUAAUUGUUAUACAAUAAGAACAAUCAGGUUUUUUUUUCUGUUGAAAAGUGUUUCAAGUUUAAUUAAGCGUGAAAAAGUUGAUUUUUGUUUACUUAUUUUUGUUAGAAAGUAAUAAUAAAUAUUGUUAGACUUUAAACUAAAACUUUUAAGUCAUUAUAACCUCUUAAGCUUAUAGUCAAAACCGCAGAGUGAGCUUAGGUAAAGUUACUUUACUUUUCUUUCUUAGUUGUGUUAAGAAUUUUUAAAUUACAUAUUUUAAUGGACGGAAUGUUGUAUAAUAAUUGAAAUCAUUUCAAGUCUA
Messenger RNA from Drosophila willistoni, 1475 nucleotides. RefSeq lists its product as uncharacterized. The transcript has a single exon. Bases 49 to 1116 code for a protein of 355 amino acids. The record is from RefSeq and is a predicted model, not a curated record. Lineage: Eukaryota; Metazoa; Arthropoda; Insecta; Diptera; Drosophilidae.